Molecule: messenger RNA, 697 nt
Organism: Hydractinia symbiolongicarpus
Lineage: Eukaryota; Metazoa; Cnidaria; Hydrozoa; Anthoathecata; Hydractiniidae
Exons: 4
Coding region: 67-465 (132 amino acids)
Source: RefSeq, a predicted model, not a curated record
UAUAGUAAAAAAAACAAGACGGUCGAAAUAUCUGUACAGAAAACAAUUUUUUAUUUGAUUGCUGUGAUGUCUUCAUUUCAACUCAGUAUCGGCAUAAUUUUGCUCUUUGCCCACUUUAUAAGUUGCGGACUAGAGUCGUGUUACAAAUGCACAGACACGCCUUUGACUGACGCUAAACAAUGCAUCAAAGACAAAGAUUGGUGUGCUGCUACACAUGACAGAUGCUUGUUAAUGAAAGAAAAAAAUUCUAAUGGAGCUAUGGUAUAUGAAGCGAGAUGCAGUACCGAAAGAGAGUGUUUCAGUGACGCAGCCAAGAAAGCUCUUUGUGAUAAAAAAAAUGAUUGCAAGGUACUGAUGUGUUGCGAUUCCAAUUCGUGUAAUACCGCUCAUGCAACAUGGAUUCGAUUUGACGUGCGAUUAUUAUUACUUGUCGUCAUCUCACUGACAGUAAUCUUAUGGAAAUAACCCGAUAUCGUGUAUAUAUAAUGAUGGCAUGAGACCACUGUAAUGUUUUGCACAAGGAAAGGCCUUUUUCUCAAUGUUUUAAUGUCUUUAAAUUUGAGUUAUAUAGCACAGAUACUCUUUAAAUUCUAGGAAAGAAUUACCAAAACACGCACAGCAUAGCUAUAAUACCUGUGCUGAAAUAAUUUUUUUUAACAUUUUAUAAUUUACACAACAAUUAAAGUAAUCACAUAAA